Molecule: messenger RNA, 6039 nt
Organism: Zonotrichia albicollis (white-throated sparrow)
Lineage: Eukaryota; Metazoa; Chordata; Aves; Passeriformes; Passerellidae
Source: RefSeq, a predicted model, not a curated record
AAACAAAUAAACCACAAAAACAAUAAAAAGAAAAACAAGCUCACGAAACCAAACCAACCAAACAAAAAGCUCCAAACUUCAGACCCCAUCGGCCGUUUCUUUCGAAAAUAAAAAGGUAACAAAAACCUGUAAAUGUUCAAUAAGUUAAAAUGCGCCUAUCAAUACAAUGGCACCAACACCAACUUUGCAUUUUAAACCAGGUGCUAUAGAGCACAGGGCGAAGGGGGAACCUGCCAAGUAACACCGAUUUCGUUUACGUCCAAAGAGCAGGUUAUUCAGCACCUUUGCCUCCCUCCGCAGGCUUUACAAGCUGCGGCCAGCUCCGAGCCACGCUCCAAACCCAAGAUCAGGAGCAUCCCGGCGGGGCAGAGACGGGUACCCCAUUACCCCUCCUCAGCACCCCGGCCACCGGCAGGAGCGGGCGGCAGAGCCGCGCGGAUGCCGGGUCAGACUUCCAAACCCAGCUCAAAUUUGCCGAGGUCGCGGCCCCCAGUGCUGCGGGGUGGAUUCGUGCACAACCCCUACAUCCAUCCCCCGUCACCCACCUCCAGGUGAGGAUAGCGAACCCCGCCUGUGGCGCGGAGGGGCAGCGCAACUCCUGCCGCACCCAGGACCGUGGCGGGGCUCGGUGAUGGUGCUGCCGUUCCGCCCACACCUCGGCGACGCCCCGACGGCAUAAAAAAGCGGGAGCCGCCACCCACGGCCGCUGUCUGCCAUGAAGCUCACCUGGGACAUCAACGACCCCAAACUGCCGCAGGUACCGGGUGGGCGGGGAGGUAGCGAUCGGGGAAAGUCUCCGUCCAGAUCUAACCCGGAGCUGGGGAACAGCAGAACAAACCUCGCUCUAAGCAAAGCUUUGUUUUAUGUCUGCUUUACUUCUCUUUUCACUUUGAGUUGUUUUGUAGUCUUUAUGAAGUCACUUAUAACAAAAGUGUGGAUUCGAUGCUCAGCUUUGCCUACCUGGAUAUGAACUCCUAGAACAACCAGUGGCUCCAUUUGCACAAUUUCCUUGUCCCUCCUCCUCCUCAUUCAAGAAAUGUUGAAUUGCAGCUUGAAUUGACUGUUUACUAGUAUUACCCAAGUUAUCUAAUUAUUUCUUUGGUUUAUUGAUGCAACACUUUAAUGCCAAUGAGCACUCCACUUUUGUCCAGUUGUGAGUUCCAAAUGCAUUUUUUAAUUUGCAACUUUAUUCAUCUUAGAGUUUAUUUAAGUUUACAAAGCCCAUGCUGUUAUGUCUUCAUGAAUGUCUUAAUGCUGUAAAUGCUGGUAGCUCCAUUCUCUUUGCUGGGAUUGCUCCCAUAUGUGGUACAUACGUAUGUUAAAUACGUACUGCAUUAUAAAUAUUUGCAGUUUAAAAUCUUCAUUCAUACCUCUGAUAAUUACAUUUUCAUAAUGAACUCCUGAAAGAUGUGAAAUCCCAAAAUGAAAUGUUUUCUGUUUGUGCCACUAUACAUGUAUUGGAAGUAUAUUUGCAAUGACUAAAUUUUUAUCUCCUUUUUGGGAAAAGCCUUAUUCAAAUCAUAUUAGAUGCACUUUAGAAAGGCCAUUCCAUAGCUAAAACUUCUAGAUUCCUGCCUGCCGCUGCAUUGUCCCACGACAAGGAGAACUUAAUAGCAGUCGUGAUCAGGGUGGCUUGUGUCCUAUCUGAGCACACUGAUCGUACACUGGUCAGUAAAUUCUGGGAGUAAGGCUGAUGUCUUACAGCUGGUAAUUUCCCUAUAAAAGGCAUACGUAUCAGCAGACCGUGCUACAAUGGAUCAUGAUGCAAAAGAGGAAAGGAACUUGACUUUCUCUUCAGAUAUGGAAUCUCAGACUAUCCUAGCCCUCUUAGAGAGCACUUCUGAACAAGAUAUUAUUUCAAUAUAUCUUUUUCUGCUGCUUUUCUCGUGAUAGAAAAAGCUUUCCCCCUGGUGUAAUGUGUCUUACAACUAGGCAAAAAAUUAGUGAUAUACUAAUAACGUUCUCUUGCCCUUCUCCUUGCUGCCUUGCCCUGCCGCCCCACCUGCGGCUCUGCAGGAGCCCAAGCACUUCGACGCCUUCCAGGAGUGGCCCGAUGGCUAUGUGCGGCUCAUCUACUCGAGCGAGGAGAAGAACGCGCAGCGGCACCUCAGCGGCUGGGCCAUGCGCAACACCAACAACCACAACUGCCAGAUCCUCAAGAAGUCCUGCCUGGGCGUGGUGCUGUGCGCCCGGAGCUGUGCCCUGCCCGGCGGGGCCAGGCUGCAGCUCCGCCCCGCCAUCUGCGACAAGGCUCGGCAGAAGCAACAAAAGAAAGCCUGCCCCAACUGUAACUCUGCCCUGGAGCUGAUUCCUUGCCGAGGACACAGCGGCUAUCCAGUCACAAACUUCUGGAGGCUUGAUGGAAAAGCAAUAUUUUUCCAGGCUAAAGGAGUCCAUGACCAUCCCCGGCCAGAAAGCAAACUGGAGGCAGAGGCAAGAAGAAGUGCAACUAAGAAGCAAAUGUCCUCUUAUCACCACUCCCAGAAAAAGAGAUCUCUAAAUUCAGAGGCAGGAAGGUACCCUGAAAGCAGUGGUUACACCAAUAACCUACAGAAUUUUCACUGCAUGGAUGGCCCAGAAAGAGUUGGUAUCUUCACAGACACCAAUUUUUCAAUUCCAGCCCAGUCUUACCCUUCACUGCAGAACACAGACCUCUACAAGGCACCUUACGACUCAGCCAGCUUCCAAGAGGACCAGCUAUCGCCAUACCCUAAAUGCCCAAAUCCAAGGAUCUACAUGCCCGUGCCAUGCAGCUAUGAGUUUGGAGUUCCUACCUUUGUAAGCUCAAGCCCUUACCCAACAUUUUACAAAGAUCUGCCCAGUCCUGCCAUUGAUGCAGACCCCCUCAGUCUGAACGGGCCUCACUACAACGCUGUGACCACCCAUGACAAAGGCUUUGACAACCCUGGCAGACAUUACGGACUGAAACCAGCGUGGGGGAAAAGCGGCAGCGGAGACCGGAGUGACUACGGGCAGAUGGCCACAAGUGCUCCCCACGCUUACUGCAGUGGGGACUGUGCCUGCAGGUACAGCCCCAGCCCCGCUCCCGUGGCCCCGCCACUGCAGACCGUCAUCACCACCACCACCAAGGUGUCCUACCAGGCCUACAAGCCACCCGCGCUGAAGUACAGUGACAACCUCUGCGACGUGAAAAACAUCCAGAGCUACACCCACGUGGCAGAAAACAUCUCCUCAGGUGCUGUCUAUUCAGGGAUGAAGAUUCAGGAAGACUUUGGGAUGAUAAAGUCAGCAUUGCUCUACCAGCAUGACUCCAUCCCCACAAAAUCCAAACCAGCUGAGGGCAUGGAGAGCUAUCGGUAUGGGUUCCCUCUGGGGAGCAGCUUUGCCGAGCAUGAAGGCCAGGCCCUAAGGUUUGAGAGUGCUGAGUAUUGACUAAAUGGUGCCUAAAUGACAAAUACCUGCAGAUGGGAGAAUAGAUUAUUGUGCUGACUAUGUGAGUGCCAAGCCAAGUGGUUUGGGAUUUGAGGAGAAAUAAAGAAGCAAAACACCAAGACUGCUUUUUCCCAAAGGCAUCUUUUCUGGAGCUGUGUGCUGAGUGAAUUAUAUUUUGCAUCUAAUUUCAAAGAAACCCCACUCAAUCUCUAAAAUGGCACAAGGAACUGAGCCCAAAACACACCUCGGAGAAGGUAAUAUGGAGGCACAGCUCCUCUGGAAGUCAGCAGCCUCCUCUGACAGCAAGUGCAAUCCACUUAGAGCUACAACUCCUGCCUCAAGCUUUGAGAGAAAAUGCCCCAUCUGUAAGAAAGAAAAGACUAAUCAGGUAAUGGAAAUAAAUGAAGGAAGGUGGCUCUAGAUUAUAGUCAACGGAAGGAAAUGUCAGGGAAAGAAAGAAACAACAUAAAUGUGAAAGCAAGACGAUUUGCAGAAUAAUUCACCUGAAUGUUUCAUUCACCUGCCAUGAUCCUUUUGAUGAAUGGAAAGAUCAACUAAGUUUCUCUGAAAUGAGAAAUGAAAAACCUGAAACCUGAGAAAUGAAAUUUGCUAAAUUCAUGUUGCUUUUUGAUCCCCUGUAUCAAGAGUAGAGACUACUCAGCCUUUCUGUGUAAGAAGGACAACCCAGCACAGCCACACCAGGAACUGAUGCCCCGAAACACUCAGCCUGGAGGCAGGAAGGCUCAGGCAACCUCCACCAAGCCUGCUCAGCAUCACAUGGCUGCCAGAGUUAACUUAUGUGGUCCUGAAAACCACUUACAGUGAAAUUGGUGUUUGCUUAAAGGGGCCUGGAAAGCUGGUGAGGCCAAUUGGUUACUGGUGCAGCAUUCUAUUGAUCCAUGAAUACAACUGGUCCUGUCUAGGAAUGCAACAUCCCAGCUGCUUAGUACAGGUCAGUGUUGAAUAAACCUUUCCUGGCUGCCUCUCUGCACUCCAUCUCCAUCAGGUCUCUCUCCCUCUCCCAAAGGACUUUUUUUCUCUGUAAACAUAGCUCCCCAUGACAGCACUGCUUUGGAAAUGAAGCAACCAGCCAACAGAGAGGUUACAAAACAAAAUCUCCAAACUGAGCUAAUCAAUAAAUUGUAAAGAAAUGCAUUCCCAAAUUCAUCCCUAAAACAACUAAUUCUUCUUUAAUCUGGAAAGAAGAAAAACCAGAGCAGUGCAGGUUUAAAACUAAAGAUAUUUUGAAAGCUGCCUAGUAUUGGGGAAUAGAACCCUCACCCAAAAUGUGUGUGCCAAGCAAGGGAGCUAAGUAGACACGGGAUUGAUCAGGGUAAAAAAAAAAAUUCUUUAGGUACUAUUGUUAUUGAGUUACCAAGUAUCUUUAACUUUUUGAACUCUUUUUUUUUUUACCUCUGUCUUAUGUAUAUUUUUGCUGUGUUUUGAGAAGCAGCAUACUACUGUAGUCUUUCAAUAAAUGUGAAAUCACAGUUAAAUCAAGGCACCAUGUAAAGGAAUGUGAGCAGCUGGUUAGUUAGAAUUAUAUGGUUCUAUGCACUGAAACUAUCAUUAAACUGGUAAACAAAUUGUAUUUUCAAAGAACAGUUAAACAGCUAUUUUAAAAUAGUUAUUUCUGAUGUAAUGUAUUUUCUUUCUUUUUAUAUUUUUAUGAAAACCAUGGUUUUUUAAGUGUGUUCAGUCUGAGAUGUCAAACUGAGCCCCACAGGAAUUUAGUUAAUAGCAUCCUGUUUCAGCAGUGGAUUGGUCAGCAUUUUAAAAAUUCAAGCCAGACAAGGAUGGAAUUCACAAAAAGACUAAAUUAAUUCACCUGCAGCAAGCUUACCUUAUCUUUUAGCUUUAGUGUACUUUCUGUAUAUCUCUCUUAGCUUUUGUUAAACUCUUAGGGUAAUUCUUCUACCAAGUGUUUUAAAUUACUGAUAAGAAGAGAUUCAGGUGAACAACAUCAAUUUGAUAAUUAGCCCACCUACUUUAAAACUUUUACUAAAGAAAAAAAAAAAAAGGUGGUUUGUGAGUUAUUACCCAGAAAGACUGAUGCAAAAUUUUAGAGUUUAUGAGUAUAUAACACUAUGCCUGUUUACAGAACUGGGUUUUCUCAGCUGUAUGCUAAAUCAUAUCGAGGCAUUUGAUGUGUAGAAUAAUAAUCAAGGCUUACAGUCCUGUAAGUUUAAAAGGGGGAAAAAGUAUAAGAGGGGAAUAAGGCAAAACAAAAUGACUAAAAAAGCUGGAAAGAUUCACUGCAGAUGGGAAAAUCAAGGAAAAUAUUCAAGCUGUAAAUUGCUCUAUUUUAUAGUGAUUUUAGAGGAGUUAGCCAACCACAAGUCAAGCACAAGUUAUUAAAAUACUACUAGCUAUUAAAACAGACAAGCUGUGGGGGUUGCAUGCUGCUUACAUUACUGGUAUUAAAAUUGUCAUUGUAGUUGUAUGCUUAAAUUGUUAUGCUAUCCAAUUAAAUAUAGUUUUUAAAGCAGAACUUUGUACACCAGUAAAGAAAAUGCAGCCAAUUGUGUUUAGAUGUUACUUUUAGAGUGUGGAUUUAUUUUAUAACAAACAUGACAGCUGUUUAAGCACAGUGGAAAGCUAUGGUGGUGAUUACCUUGCUGCAUCAUCUGAGAAGUACAACAAAUA